Pseudozyma hubeiensis SY62 is the source of this 5817-nucleotide messenger RNA. RefSeq names its product multidrug transporter. Gene Ontology annotation, biological process: transmembrane transport. The coding region runs from base 1 to 5817 and encodes 1938 amino acids. Lineage: Eukaryota; Fungi; Basidiomycota; Ustilaginomycetes; Ustilaginales; Ustilaginaceae. The transcript has a single exon. Gene Ontology annotation, molecular function: transmembrane transporter activity. The record is from RefSeq and is a predicted model, not a curated record.
AUGCGAGAAGCGGAAAUAUCCGCUGAAGAUGCACUUAGGCGGUACCAGGCCGAGACUCAGCAGGCAUACGCUACAUUUCCGUAUCAGGUGCAUCGCAAACCCGUUCCUCAACCCGCUCAACGCCAGUCAGCCGCCACCAUAGGCGGACCAAAUCAGCUUCAAAGAAUUCCAGAAGUUCCGUCCGAAGGUUCAUCUGGGGAAGCCGCCGCAAAAUCGGACAGCAAACCUGAAUUGACGAUGCCGUCUUCUCUCAGGGCUGGAGGGCCAAUUCAGACGGUCAGACAUGAUAGAGCUGCAUCGAUGGAGGAAUACUCACGUGCGCUUCCGAGAAAUCUAGAUCCAGUGACUGGCAAAAGGCAAGCAGGAAAGCAAGGGGGUCGAAGACCGAGCUUGCCUUACGUCUUCGAGCCUCUGACAGACCCUCAAUCGCAACGAGCGAGCUUUCCCAAUCCCCAUCAAUCCGUUGCUGGACCCAGCGACUCGCAGCUCUCGACCACUCAGCUGCAGCGCCGUGCCAGUCAGCAAUCACAGUCGCCAAUCCUCUCUCGUAAUCCUUCCUCUUUUGGACCAGGUCAGAACGAGGAUCGCCGGAGGCGGAACCAAGACAAUCCUUACGAGUUUGGAAUCCCUCCGACACCUCCUCUUGGCCAGCCGAGAACGUUCCAAACGGUGCCCUUGUCCAUCAAAAAGGCGUCGACAACUCAACAGGCUGCCGCCCCUUCAUCAGCUCCACAAGCAGGAUCUUCCAAUUCGGCUUGGUCUUCCACCACAGAGUCGGAGCCCACUCCCACACCGAGCAGUAUCGCUGCCACGAGGGAACGUAAUGCGCAGCUGGAGGCGCAGCUGCAACCCGUCCAGCUCACUCUUCCAGCCACCUUCGCCCAUAGAUCCGCAAUUUCACCACAGGCAGCAACAUCGUCGGCAAUUGGUGCUCGCUUUGGCGGUGACGGCGCACAGGGACGACCUCCAGUUCCUGCAGACGCUGUCAGCGCUGCCAAUGUUGCAAGUAUCAAGGCUUCCGCGACUCCCUUUGCACCGACCAAAUCUUCCAAUCUUUCGGCACCACCCAUUCGGUCAAACUCGGACGACACAACCUUCUCCGGCGAAAUCAUCGCGCUGCCGGACGGCACUCAGAUCCCAACCGUUCGCACCGAUUUUCAGAACCUCAAGCGAAUCAGCAUGCCAAAACCAGCUGCUUUUGAGGACCCAGCUGGCAAGCAGCAAACGCCAACGGUCGCGGGUCAUGUGAUUGCUCGUGAAGGCGCGAAAAAGGUUCCGAAGAACGACGGGUCUUCCAGAACAAUCUACUCGCCCACUCCGCAGACGCUGGCUGCGGCGAGAAGACAGUCGAGCAUGCUACAGGUGCCCCAAGCUGGUGCUCAAGGCGGAGGCACGAAUGAUCAGAGGAUUCCAUCGCCCCUCUCUGCUUCAGCUGAGGCUCCUGCUGCACCGCAGAUCCCGCAGUCGCUCAAGUUUGAUAGAGCUGUACCUUCGGCAGGCGCGUCGACGUCGUACGAGCCGCAAAAUCUCCCGGAUCCGGCGACUGCACCCAGAGAUGUCGAGAAGCAGGGAGUCAUGCACAGGGGCGACGGAAUCAAGAGCGUUCCUGGUAGAACUCGAACUAAAUCGGACGAUACGGAUAUUCGCACAAGGGCAGAUGCCGAACAGCUCGACUUCGACGAGCAUUCACGUCGAAACACUUUCGGCGAGCCUGCACCUGGCAUGCUUGAGGAGGCUAAUCGAAAGCUGUAUCAGUACCAGAUGCAGCAGCUCGGCAAGGAAGCCAAAGCCAAGGACGUCAGUACGUCCCGUCAGCCUCCUAGCACGGAUGUUGGAAGUGUCGAAAGGGUUGAAAAGAAAUCCGAUCAACCCAUCGUUGCGACCACAUCGAUCGUUCGUCGCGAGAGUACUGCCUCACAGCAGAGUCGACGUGAUUCCAUCGGCUCUGCAACCACCGCAUUCGACUCGCCGACCAAGGAAGAGUUUCCCGCGAACCUCUUCAGACAAUCGAGUCAAACGGGAAGCGCCAAGGCCAUUCGAGGUACCGCCAGAGAGACAGUGGCACCGCCCAGCGACGUGCAAGAAGUUCAGGAGCCGGAGGAAAUCGUAGCGAGCGACGAUGACGACGGCACCGAGAUCGACGACCACGAUGAUGCAUACGACACCUCAUUCGAGACGAGAAUGCCGUUUGUUGUCGACACGUACACCAUGAACGGACCCGACUAUGACGACGUCGGAGACAAGUCAGAGUUCCGCUUCAUACCUAUCUCCUCUGUCAAGGCUGGAAAAGCACGCCGUCCUCGCACACGCGACACUCGUGUUUCUUUCCGCAGCAACCCAUCGCACAUCGAACAGCAAGGACCCGGAUCGAGGCAGCACGGCGCCGCCCCAGCUUGCCGUCAAUGCUUCCGCGCAGGCUUUGACUGCGCCAUGAAUCUGCAGCUUGGUGAAGGCACUGCAGCUCGAAAAGCUUUUCAGGAUUUCGUGGCGGCUGGUGGACUGAACGCAUUCUCGAUCCGAGAUGGUGGCGCUGUCGGUGGUGGGCGACCUCGGACGGCAGGAUCUUUGGUGGACAGCAAUGCUGGGCGCAUCACCGUCGAGGAAGCGCUUGGACGCAACUACGUCGACAAGCUUGGCGAAGUCGCUUUCGGCGAGUCGGCACUCAGUCGCCCCGUGACGCGUGGAAUGUACAACGAGCUUCUCGAGGAAAAGCAGGAGCAGGACAGACGCAAACAGCUCGCCACGAAUCACAAGCCUUGGGUCGGUGAUGUUGACGAAGAGACCGAAUUUACCAAGGACGGAGGCUUGCAAGACGCGCAUCAGCAGAGAUCGAGCACGGACAAAGUCAAACGCAGCCUGAGCAACAGUCACAAGGAUCGACGUCUCAGCCAGAUGACACUCCAAGACGGCGUCGACAAUGACCAAAUCGAGGCUCAUGAUGGAGACGCCAGGCAGGUUUUGCUCAACAACAUGAAGCGGUCGGGCUCGCACAAGCGUGGACAGCUGGAGGAGGGCGAAAUCGUCGACUAUGAUCCCGCCGACUACGAGGACGAGGACGACUUUGAUGGCGAACAGGACGUUCUCUCGUCUACUUCCUCCGACUCGGAUCCAGUUGUUUGGGCAGAUCGAUGGAGUGCGUGGGCAAAAUUGCGCCAGAUGCUCGUUUACUGGGUCAUCAUCUUUGCCCUUCAAGCUCUCGCCUCUGGCUAUACGAACACAGUCGGUCGGAUCAUAACGAAUGAACAACCCUCUCAAGCGGUCACGAUUCUGUACCAACUCGGCUCGUUGUCGUACAACGGCAGUCAGGGCGGAGGCUUGUUCUUCGCCAAUCUGAUCGUCGGGUUCGGUCGACAACGCAUCACAUUGAUCCUGCUGGUGGCGGUGGCGGUGGUUUGCGCCAUUGCUGGUUUCAUGCACAACGUCUAUGCUCUUCUCGCCUGUCAAUCGGGACUUGGUCUUCUUGCGGGGGUUUUCAUCUUCCUCUCUCUCGCUACGGUCAUGGAUAUGUUUGCUACGUCCAGAGGUCGCCUAUUCGGUGUUGGAUCGAUCGCCCUCGUGCUAGUGGGUGGACAGUUGGCAGGUCCGUGGAUCUCGAAGCGGGUACUAUCGCUUUUGGGAUGGCCAUGGACAUACUGGCUGACGAUCAUCGUCGCAGCUGUGCUUGUCGUAUACGACGGAAUCUUCGCACGAGAGACGGCAGCAUUCGUGCUCUUCCGCCGCUACGCACUGCGUGUCAAGCGUUCCGGUCAAGGAUGGACGCCGGAGCCACAGCAGGAGACAAAGCUUCGUCAAGUGUUUGGAGACGAUCUGGCCAGACCUGUCAGAUUGAUGCGAUACAACCCUCUGCUGGUUGUGCUAGCAUUGGGUAUCGCAGUUCUGGCGGGGAUGUACAUGUUCCUGUUCUCGGGCCUGCAAGCGGUGUUCGUUCGCGUCCAUGGACUGUCAAGUGGCAGUGCCGCGCUUGCGGUCGCCGUAUCAGCUGCGGUAGGCUUGGUCGUCGGUGUUGUCGCCAUUGUCCUGCUCAACUCAAAGAGGAGCUCGCGUCACGAUGCAGGCGGGUUCGCGACGAAAGCACGUCCGCUGUAUCUCGACGAAAAGGGACACAUCGAUACUCGUCGUCCGCUUCGCGCAAAGACGGAAUCGUUGCUUGUCACGGGACUCUUUGCGACUGCGGCUUUUUCGUUUGCUCUGUACACGAUGGCGCUUACCUCGAGCUUCGCUACUACGUGGUUCUUGACCGCAUUCAGUAUCGUACUUUCCACGGCAUCGUUGCUGGUUGUCGGCGUAUCUGUGGUGCAGUACGUCUUGGACGGCUACUCGAUGCCACGCAGGACGACGCUACGGGAUGUGGUGGCAAGGGAAGAGGUGUCGACACCGACCCUGCUUCAGAACGAGGACGACGAUCGCUUUACGUCCUAUUCACGUCGCACAGCAGCACGGCUCGCGGCGGCAGCGGCCGGCGCGUCACGUUUCAAGGGUGGUCGGGGUGGCAGGCACGGUCAAUCCCAGGAAGAGAAGCUUCACGCUUUCGGUGAUCAUAGAAGCGAUGCUGGCGACGAACGCGCAGCAUGGCUCGAUGCGGGCGAAACGGUCACCGCUCAGCGCGACAAGAGGUGGCUCGACGAAACCGCACUUGCCGGUGUCACAGCCGUUGUCUCGCUGCCGUUUACCAUUUGCCCCGUGCUUUCCUUCAUCUCGUUCCAAGCUUUUGCCAAGUUGUCGUUCGGAGCGUUUGCUGUCAUCUUCGCUUCCGUCGCCCUGGCCGUGCUCCUCGCACUGCUUUGCGUAUACCUUUACGGUGCCAAGCCUCGGGCUCGUUCGCUCAGCAUGCUCGACGAAGCGGAUGCGGAUCGUGCGCACAACCGUCGUGCGCGUAAACGCGAAAAGCGAGCUUUGAAACGGCAACAAUCGCUCCCUCGAACCCAAUCGAUGACCGAGAGUCAAGUGCAGGCGAUGCAAAACAGGAAGGGGAGCGCACCCGCCAGGCUGGCGCAGAAGCUCGUGGAUGCGUUGGGGUACAAGCCGCUGUCAGACGACGGGCUAGAUAUGUACCAACGCAGCAAGGGACCAGAACAGGGACGAACGACGACGCGGGCACCUGUGUCGUUGAUGCGAGAAGUCGAGACCCGCUCCACGGCGACGGAUGCGGCUGAUGGAAGGCGCGAAUUGUGGUUGGCAAAGUUCAUCGCUAACCGAGACAAGUCGCAAAAGGCUCCAGAGACAGCCAGCGCUGAUGUUCGCCCUGCGCCCGCGAUUCGUCUCAACGAGGCGACCGAAGCACCCCAACGGCUGUCCAGCCUCAAGACCGAUACUGCGGGCAACGGGCUGAAGCAGACCAUGAAAGCCUUCAGUGGCGUCAUGUUCGGUCGCACCACGACCGCCAACAACGACGUACAGUCUCCUGACACCAUCGCUCGAAACCUGCCCGCAUCCACCUCGCUCCCGGCGAAUCUGCACUCUUCCACCAACAACUUCGCUUCCCCACCCACACCCUACCACCCUCUCUCACCUCCACCUCGAGCUCAACCUCGUGCCAGCAUCAGUCAACACCGCGACCCCACCCACCCCGCCCCCGUAGACGGCUUCGAAAUCGUCCAGUUCCAAACCUCGCCACCUCUUCCGGAUCAGCACGCAGACAGACCGUACACGCCAGUCAUGACUCGAAAAUCGGUCGACAUGUCCUCCACCCGCUUGAACAUUAUGGCUCGAAGCCAUUCGCAGCCUCUGAACCUGUAUGCGGCCGCUGGUGCCGCCGGUGGAUCUCCUGCGGGUGCGAGGGGCGAGAGACAGAGACAGACGUCCGGUCGAGGGAUUUGA